Messenger RNA from Acomys russatus (golden spiny mouse), 811 nucleotides. RefSeq names its product syntaxin-17-like. The record is from RefSeq and is a predicted model, not a curated record. Lineage: Eukaryota; Metazoa; Chordata; Mammalia; Rodentia; Muridae. Bases 1 to 579 code for a protein of 192 amino acids. The transcript is spliced from 5 exons.
AUGUCCAGCAAUAUUCAUAUGGCAGAUGUGAUCAUUGCUGACAGGAUUGUCGCCACAAACUCUAACCAGGUCUGUGUCCGUCCAGGAGUGCUCCACAGUGUGGAGGCCGAAGAUGUUUCUCAGAGUCUGACUCAGACAUAUGCCCUGCCUGAAAUCCCUCGAGACCAAAAUGCUGCUGCAUCCUGGAAUAAAUUAGAAGGGGACUUAAUUGAACUUAGCCAUCUGGUCACUGACUUAUCCCUCCUAGUGAAUUCUCAGCAGGAGAAGAUUGACAGCAUUGUAGACCAUGUCAACAGUGCUGCUGUGAAUGUUGAAGAGGGAACCAAAAACUUGGGCAAGGCUUCAAAAUACAAGCUGGCAGCUCUGCCUGUGGCAGGUGCACUCAUCGGAGGAGUGGUGGGGGGUCCCAUCGCCCUCCUUGCAGGCUUCAAAGUGGCAGGAAUUGCAGCUGCACUUGGUGGUGGGGUGUUAGGCUUCACAGGUGGAAAAUUGAUACAAAGAAGGAAACAGAAAAUGAUGGAGAAGCUCACUUCCAGCUGUCCAAAUCUCUCUAGCCAAAGUGACAAAAAAUGCAGUUAAAGGCCAAGCUUCCAGCUGGCGCAGGGCACCAUCCUAAGGAGCACUUCGCUGCAACUGAGUGCUCAGCUGUUGGAGUAGGGUUAGGAAGUGGCUCUCCAUGCCCAUGUGGCGGGGAACCACCAUAAGUGGAUGCAUUUGUUUGCUGGGUGUUGAUGGAGAUGGUGGAAGGGGAGGAGCCUGGGCUGAAGGCAUAUGAUGUCUGUCAGCUCAAGUUUAAAGACUGCCAAAGAGC